Myotis davidii is the source of this 1010-nucleotide messenger RNA. Its product is annotated as DNA dC->dU-editing enzyme APOBEC-3G. The transcript has 5 exons. Gene Ontology annotation, molecular function: zinc ion binding; RNA binding; cytidine deaminase activity. Gene Ontology annotation, biological process: negative regulation of single stranded viral RNA replication via double stranded DNA intermediate; cytidine to uridine editing; DNA cytosine deamination. The record is from RefSeq and is a predicted model, not a curated record. Gene Ontology annotation, cellular component: nucleus; cytoplasm; P-body. Lineage: Eukaryota; Metazoa; Chordata; Mammalia; Chiroptera; Vespertilionidae. Bases 98 to 682 code for a protein of 194 amino acids.
CCAGGUGCUCUGAUGGCAUAUAAGGCACCUCGAUCCUUGAAAGCGUCCCAGACGGAGGACGGGCCGUGACCAGCAGAGAAGGUGAAGGAGCUGAGACAUGGAGGACAACCCAGCACCAAGUGGCAGACCCCUGAUGGAUGCCACCACCUUCAAGGACAACUUUGGUAUCACCUGGGCGAAUGAAACAUACCUGUGCUACGAGGUGGAGGUCCAGGAGGGCGAUGCCUGGGCCCCAGUGGAGGGGCUCCAGGGCUUCCUGCGCAACCAGGGUGCUGACACACACUGGAAACGCAGUCAUGCAGAGUUGUGCUUCCUGGAUCGGGUCCCUUCUUGGCACCUGGAUGAGGGGAAGCAGUACAGACUCACCUGCUACAUCUCCUGGAGCCCCUGCCCUGACUGUGCCCAGAAACUGGUGGAAUUCAUGGGCGAGAACAGCCACGUGAGCCUGCGCAUCUUCGCUGCUCGCAUCUACACCAAACUUGAUGGACAUGAGGAUGGGCUGCGCAAGCUGCAGGACGCUGGGGCCCAACUCGCCAUCAUGACCCUCAAAGAGUAUGAGCACUGCUGGGACACCUUCGUGGACAGCCAGGGCCAGCUGUUCAGGGCCAGGGAUGAACUGGAAGUACACAUAGGAGCCCAAUGUCAGAGGCUGGAGAACAUUCUCAGGAAUCAGGGAAACUGAAGGACAGACUCAACUUCUCUAUGCAAGUCUGGGGUCUUCUGGUGAACGAAGCAUUAAACACUUUCUUCAAAAAAUGAAAGCGCAUCACGUGCUGCCAUCUCCAACAUGAUCCGCAGAAUCCAGCAAAAGGCAACGAAUGAGCUCAGAAGAAAUUUUUUAAAAAUAUGAUUGAUUUACUUUUCAUUUAAAAUCUAUCAUGUUCUAAAUACACACCAGUAAUAUUCUAUUCAUUACUAUCAGAAUCAUUUUUUCCUUUUAGGGACAUGAUUAUUUUUUAAUGCUUUUAAAACUAAAACAAUAAUAUGAAAGAUUAAGAAUCUCCAUAAAA